CAUGUUCACCAACCCUUCGAAGGCUUCGUGGCUUUGUUCGACGGUACUUGUAGUUGUACAGACAGUCAUGCAUACUGGCUACUCUCCCGGUGCAGUACUGCAGACCCUAGCCCUGGCUACUCUCCCGGUGCAGUACUGCAGACCCUAGCCUGCCUAGUAAGUAGUAGAUCUACACUGAGUCUGUCAACAGUCAUUAGGACAUGCUCCUCCGCUCGUGAGUGAGUCGAGUUGUCCCAAACCAGAGUUUCUCGCAAGACAGCUAGCUGCACGCUCAUGGUCUGCCCAGGCGGGUCCUCUUCCGCGCCUCGCAAGACGAAUCAUUCGGUAGCAAACACAGAGGUUAUGUCAUGACGGCAAAGCGGACGUUGUGCCGAUAGAGUGCCGCUAGAGUGGAGCGGGUUCUUGUCGGACGUGGCCGGACGUGACGGUCGUGCUCCGGGGUACCUCACGCGACUCACAGGUUACCAUGGAGACAGCCAAACUGCUGGCGACACCACCAGAGGGGGCACUGUCGAGCACCAGCCAGCGGAGUGCCAAACUACCAUGGCCGACAUCUGCCCCUCCGCUGUAUUCAGCCACAGAUACGAACGAAAUUGCAAUGGAUGAGGAGAUCGUCGGCAAUGUGUACCCACCGACAAUGGCGCUACUUGGAACGGAACCUGCGCCGGGAAAGGAUUGUUUCACCAUCGCAGAGGGCCUCAAUGCCCUGGGAAUAGGUCCGUUCCACUAUCGACUCGUAUUUAUUAUUGGCUUAAUUUCGGUUGCUACAGGACUAGGCUCGACGGGGUUUUCCCUCUUUCCACCGCUGGCUCGCUGUCAUCUUCACCUGGACAGUUUAGAUGAAGCUCUCCUGACCAGCAGUGGAUUCGCCGGAGCAGCAUGCGGCGGCAUGGGCAUUGGUUACCUAGCAACGCAUUUCGGCCGCAGAACGGCUAUCAUAAUGAUGAUAUUGUGGAUAUCCUACUUUGGUUUCCUGAGCGGCAUCACCCCUGGUUACCGCUGGCUACUGGGUCUGAGGUUUGUUGUCGGCUUUGGUCAUGGUGGAGCUGGUCAGAGGGUGUCGAUAUUGUUUGAGAAUCUGCCAACACGCUACCGUACAUUGGGAGCCGGAGUGUUGACUCUCUUCUUCAACAUCGGUAACUUCCUGGAAGCAGUUUUCAUCAAGGUGUUGAUACCGACUGGGCGCAAGGUUGCAUGGCGUUACAUCCUGUUCACGGACGCCUCCCUGUUUGCCGUUUGCAUCCUAUUUUCAUGUUGGCUGCUGAUGGUGUACUGUGCAGUGGCUGCUGAUGGUGUACUGUGCAGUGGCUGCUAA
Messenger RNA from Sycon ciliatum, 1315 nucleotides. Its product is annotated as synaptic vesicle 2-related protein-like. Gene Ontology annotation, molecular function: transmembrane transporter activity. The record is from RefSeq and is a predicted model, not a curated record. Gene Ontology annotation, biological process: transmembrane transport. Bases 467 to 1315 code for a protein of 282 amino acids. NCBI's taxonomy places the organism in Eukaryota, Metazoa, Porifera, Calcarea, Leucosolenida, Sycettidae. The transcript is spliced from 10 exons.